CGAAUGGACCGAUAAAUGUGCUUUUCUAUUCCCUGUGGUUUCUUUACAAGUUUUGCUUGUGUCGAGAAAAGUACUUAGGGUACGUUCGUGACAGUCAUCGGGAUUUGUGUAUUUUCGGUCGAGUGCAGAAUAUCUACCAAAAUAGCGCCACCGACGCCAACCAAACGUGUGAAGAUGACGGAGUCCAGUAGCAGUGUUGUGAACGGGAGUAACUACGAGACGUUACAUCAAGGUCGUCUCAACAUGUACAAAUCCAAGGUUGGAGUUGUCCUAGGCGCUCAAUGGGGCGAUGAGGGCAAGGGCAAAGUGGUUGAUAUGCUCGCGCUGGAAGUGGACAUCGUUUGCAGAUGUCAGGGCGGAAAUAAUGCUGGACACACUGUUGUGGCUAAUGGCACUGAAUUUGAUUUCCAUUUACUGCCAAGUGGAAUUGUAAAUGAGAAGUGUAUAUCGGUGAUUGGCAAUGGUGUUGUCAUCCACUUACCAUCACUAUUCGAUGAAUUGUCGAAAAAUGAAGCCAAGGGUUUGCAAAAGCUCGAACAUCGUUUGAUUAUUUCCGAUCGCGCGCAUUUGGUCUUUGACUUUCAUCAAUUGGUGGAUGGCAUGCAGGAGGCUGAAAAGGGUGGCAAAUCGCUCGGCACUACCAAGAAAGGUAUUGGUCCGGCUUAUUCCAGCAAAGCUACUCGCAAUGGCAUUCGCGUUGGCGAAUUGUUGGGAGACUUUAAUAUCUUCGCCGAUAAAUUUAAAUCGAUUGUUGCAACACAUUUGCGUCUUUUCCCCUCAAUCAAUAUCGACGUUGAGGCUGAGCUAGCGCGUUACAAAGAGUAUGCGGAGAAGAUUCGUCCUUAUGUAAAAGACACCAUUUGUUUCCUACACACUGCAUUGCGACAGGGCAAAAAGAUACUGGUAGAGGGUGCCAAUGCCGCUAUGUUGGAUAUUGACUUCGGUACCUAUCCAUACGUAACGAGCAGCAAUUGCAGCAUCGGUGGUGUACUUACUGGUCUGGGUCUACCACCGCAGACCAUUGGUGACGUUAUUGGUGUCGUUAAAGCUUACACCACGCGUGUAGGUGAUGGUCCGUUCCCCACCGAACAAAUUAAUGAAUUUGGCGAGUUGCUCCAGACACGCGGUGCUGAGAUUGGUGUUACAACGAAGCGAAAACGUCGCUGUGGUUGGUUAGAUAUUCCAUUACUCAAAUAUACCUCACUUGUAAACGGUUAUACAAGCAUCUGUUUGACAAAGCUUGAUAUACUUGACACUUUGCCAGAGAUCAAAGUGGCUGUUGCUUACAAACGCGCUAAUGGUGAAACUUUGGAUCACUUCCCAGGCACAAUUGCACAAUUGGGUGAAAUUGAAGUUGAGUACGCAACUUUGCCCGGUUGGCAAGAGAGCACCGAAAAUAUUCGCAACUUCAAGGAGUUGCCUGAAAAUGCACAAAAGUAUGUACGGUUCCUAGAAAGUGAGCUACGUGUACCAGUACAAUGGGUUGGUGUUGGCAAAGGGCGUGAGUCCAUUAUCAACAUCCAUUAAUUUUAACUCGUAACGUGUGUUUUUGCAUAAUUGGCUUUGUCAACUGCACAGAAAAUUCGAUUGUGUACUUUAAUGAAUUUUAAGGAUUAUGUUAAUAAAUAUAUAUUUUUUGUUUUGAGUUUUACUGA
Molecule: messenger RNA, 1655 nt
Organism: Zeugodacus cucurbitae (melon fly)
Lineage: Eukaryota; Metazoa; Arthropoda; Insecta; Diptera; Tephritidae
Gene: Adss
Product: adenylosuccinate synthetase
Exons: 6
Coding region: 175-1527 (450 amino acids)
Biological process (GO): IMP metabolic process; 'de novo' AMP biosynthetic process
Cellular component (GO): cytoplasm
Molecular function (GO): adenylosuccinate synthase activity; GTP binding
Source: RefSeq, a predicted model, not a curated record